UUUUCAUUGAUGAAUCAUUUUUAUUUAAUAUCACCAGACAACAGCCCCCGGGGGCCCCCAUCAUCUCCAUCUCUCUGACCUCCUCCUCCUCAAUUUCCACUCACUUCAGUCCGACUGCUACUACAUUUCCCCAUUUCACUUUCCAUCUUACUCCUGCGUCCUCCUCAACUACUGCUGCUGUUACUAGUACUACCAUUCAUGUUGCCCAUAUUUCUUUGACAUGUAUAUGUGCAAAAUUCUGCUGCUGCUGCUGCUGCUUUGUUAAGUUGAAGUUUUCAACGAAUUAGAUCAGUAAAUGUUUGGUUAGGCCCCCCGGGGGGUGAAUGGAUCCGCCAAUCGUCAGCCACUCGUCUUUUUCACCUGCCCAUGCUUCCUCCUCCUACACUCUCACUGACCUUUGGCCUUUCCCCAUCGGACCACCUGCCGUUUUGGGUCUCCCAAUGCCCCCCGCCUUGCCACCACCACAUGCCACUCCUCCUCCUGUUGCUGCGCUUUCCCUUGAGGAAUCCACCGUCACCGACCUAAGUGCUUGCCGCACCAAUGCCACCAACAAGCGCAAACAUGUCCUUUCUCAACAUCACCUUCUUGCUUCCGCUUCUUGUGCCGUUCAUUCCAAUAAUGCAAAUGUAAAGCGGAUGAAGGCAUCAGAAGGAGGAAUCGGAGAACAAAUUGAUGAAUCCAAAGCAGAACCGCAGACCAGCUCAUACACUACUAACAAGCCUGCUGAUCAUGACGAUACUAACCCUCAGCCACCUAAAGACUAUAUCCAUGUCAGAGCCAGAAGGGGUCAAGCUACUGAUAGCCACAGUCUUGCCGAGAGAGCUAGGAGAGAAAAGAUCAGUGAGCGGAUGAAAAUUCUUCAAGAUUUGGUUCCUGGCUGUAACAAGGUAAUUGGGAAAGCUCUAGUAAUUGAUGAAAUUAUUAACUACAUCCAGUCACUUCAGCGACAAGUUGAGUUUUUAUCCAUGAAGCUCGAAGCAGUUAAUUCAAGGAUGAACUCAGCCAUAGAAGGAUUUCCUUCCAAGGAACUUGCAGCUCCACAAUUUGAUGCUGCUGCAAUGAUCUUCGGCCAACAAGCACCAAGGGAAUAUGCUCCGGAUGAAUGGCUUCAUAUGCAGGUCGGUAGCAGCUUUGAAAGAGCAACGUGACAAAUACAGCUGCUCUUCAGUGAAUAGGAAAGUUGAGCAGGCAUUUUAUUCCUCCAGCUCAUUGUCUUUGAUCAAAUCAAGGAGACUUUCAGUUAUUUAAUUUUACACCUAAUGUAACCCUUUCGCAGAUUGAAGGACAUUCUUGAACUUGCUGUGAGUAUGCCCAUAUGUCCAAUUAGAAAACUGGAUCUCUGUCUGAUCCGACUAGUUCCUGUAUUGACGUCUAGGACAAAAUUGUAGCAAUAGUACGUGGUGUAAUUUAUGUGUUAUCCUCUGAAGAUGCAA
This is a messenger RNA of Coffea eugenioides, 1433 nucleotides long. RefSeq names its product transcription factor bHLH79. Lineage: Eukaryota; Viridiplantae; Streptophyta; Magnoliopsida; Gentianales; Rubiaceae. Gene Ontology annotation, molecular function: protein dimerization activity; DNA-binding transcription factor activity. The record is from RefSeq and is a predicted model, not a curated record. Gene Ontology annotation, biological process: regulation of DNA-templated transcription. Gene Ontology annotation, cellular component: nucleus. The transcript is spliced from 6 exons. The coding region runs from base 324 to 1148 and encodes 274 amino acids.